This is a messenger RNA of Sorex fumeus (smoky shrew), 5984 nucleotides long. It is a transcript of the gene BCORL1, whose product is annotated as BCL6 corepressor like 1. Gene Ontology annotation, molecular function: transcription corepressor activity; protein binding. The record is from RefSeq and is a predicted model, not a curated record. Bases 104 to 5437 code for a protein of 1777 amino acids. Gene Ontology annotation, biological process: negative regulation of transcription by RNA polymerase II. The transcript is spliced from 14 exons. Gene Ontology annotation, cellular component: nucleus. NCBI's taxonomy places the organism in Eukaryota, Metazoa, Chordata, Mammalia, Eulipotyphla, Soricidae.
GGCUAGGAGGGAGCCGGGGUGGCGGCCUGAGCCUCCCCGCGGAGCCGACCCGGGAACAGGGGGAGUGGCCACAGCAGAUCCUAUCAGGUGCUGAGUGGCUGUCAUGAUCUCUACAGCCCCGCUCUACGGCAGCGGCGUGCACAACUGGACCAGCUCUGACCGGAUUCGCAUGUGUGGCAUCAACGAGGAGAGAAGAGCGCCUCUUUCUGAUGAGGAGUCCACGACAGGUGACUGCCAGCACUUUGGAUCUCAGGAGUUUUGUGUCAGCAACAGUUUUUCCAAGGUGGAGCUCACAGCCGUUGGGAGUGGCAGCAAUGCCCGGGGGGCGGACCCAGAUGGCAGUGCGACGGAAAAACUUGGGCCCAAGCCUGAAGACAAGCCUGCCGACCCCCAGCCCCAAAUGGACUAUGCUGGGAAUACAGGGGAGGCUGAGGGCCUCAUGGUGCCGCUGAGCAGCCUGGACGACGGGCUCACGCUUCCCUCGCCUAACGGGGCGGACGGCUCCUGGACUCCGCACAGCAGCCAAAUGAGCACGCAGGCGGAUGGCUCGGCAGCCGGGGUAAAGGCCUUGGACCCGCGGCACAGUGUGGGGGAGAAGAAUACUUUCAUUUUGGCAACUCUGGGAACUGGAGUGCCUGUGGAAGGCACUCUGCCUCUGGUUACCACUAACUUCAGUUCGCUGCCGCCUCCCAUCUGCCCCCCUACUCCCGGCUCGGCCUCUGCUCCCCCGUCUGCUCCGGAACCAUUCCAAGUCCCCCUUUCUGUCCCUGGCCCCGUGCCGCAUUCGGGGCUCGUUCCUGUCCAGGUUGCCCCUUCCGUCACGGCUCCUUCCCCACCUUCGGCGCCCGUGCCGGCUCUGGCUUCGGCACCACCCUCAGUGCCCACUCUCAUCUCUGACUCGACCCCCCUCUCUGUGUCGGCCUCGGUCCUGGUGUCUGUGCCAGCUUCAGCCUCGCCCUCAGGCCCAGUCACCCUGUCAGCUCCUGCCCCGACACCCCUCUCCGUCCCUGUUUCAGCUCCGCCCUUGGCUGUGAUCCAAGCUCCAGUGCCUCCUUCAGCUCCGACCCUGGUCCUUGCGCCUGUCCCCACUCCAGUUCUGGCUCCCAUUGCCGCGUCCACACCACCGGCAGCUCCUGCUCCGCCUCCGUCUGUGCCGAUGGCCACCCCAGCCCCGUCCUCUGGCCCCCCCUCUACCCCCACCCUCAUCCCAGCCUUCGCUCCUACGCCUGUUCCGGCCCCGACUCCAGCUCCAAUCUUUACUCCUGCACCUACGCCCAUGCCGGCUGCCACCCCGACGGCCAUUGCCACCUCUGCACCUAUCCCGGCCUCCUUUAGUUUGAGUCGAGUGUGUUUUCCUGCAGCUCAGACACCAGCUAUGCAAAAAGUCCCCCUGUCCUUUCAGCCCGGGACGGUCCUGACCCCAAGCCAGCCGCUGGUCUAUAUCCCACCUCCGAGCUGUGGACAGCCGCUUAGUGUGGCCACACUGCCAACCACCUUGGAGGUCUCGUCCACUCUUACACUCCCUGUCCUGCCAUCCUACCUGCAGGACAGGUGUCUUCCUGGCGUGCUGGCCUCCCCGGAGCUACGGUCUUACCCAUAUGCAUUUUCUGUGGCCCGGCCUCUGACUUCCGAUUCUAAGCUGGUCUCUCUGGAGGUGAACAGGCUUCCUUGUGCAUCUCCGUCCAGCAGUACCAGCACCCAGCCUGCCCCUGAUGGGGUCCCCGGGCCUUUGGCAAACACAGCCCUCACCACUGCUUCCGCCAAGGUGCUUCCAACUCCACAGCCAUUGCUGCCCGCGCCCAGCGUGACCUCGGCCCCGUCGCAUCCCACCAAGAUGCCAGGCGCAACCGAGCAGCAGACAGAAGUGACCUCCGUCACCUUUUCUCCCCUCAAGUCGCCCCCGCAGCUGGAGCGCGAGAUGGCCUCCCCACUGGAGUGCAACGAGCUGCCCCUCGACCUCUCCUCCAAGUCUAACCGGCAGAAGCUGCCGUUGCCCAACCAGCGCAAGACGCCCCCCAUGCCCGUGCUGACCCCUGUGCACACCAGCAGCAAGGCCCUCCUCUCCACCGUUCUGUCCAGGUCUCAGCGCACGGCCCAGGCUGCCGGCAGCAACGUCACCUCUUGCCUGGGGCCCACCUCCUCGCCCUUCGUCAUCUUCCCUGAGAUUGUAAGAAAUGGGGACCCAAGCACCUGGGUGAAGAACUCCACGGCACUCAUCAGCACCAUUCCGGGCACCUAUGUGGGAGUGGCCAACCCAGUGCCUGCGUCCUUGCUGCUGAACAAAGAUCCCAACUUGGGCCUCCCCCGAGAUCCCCGCCAUCUCCCCAAGCAGGAGCCCAUCUCCAUCAUCGAUCAAGGUGAGCCGAAGAACCCGGGGACGCCAUGUGGCAAGAAGGGCGGCCAGGCUGGGACUGAGGGACAGCCAAGCACAGUCAAACGUUACACCCCAGCCCGCAUUGCCCCGGUGCUGCCAGGCUGCCAAACCAAGGACGUUUCCCCGUGGAAGCCCCCGGGGCCAGCGAAUAUUUACCCACGGUGUUCAGUCAAUGGCAAAGCCACCAGCAGCCAGGUCCUACCCGUUGGCUGGUCCCCGUACCAUCAGGCAUCUCUGCUUUCCAUUGGCAUCUCCAGUUCUGGGCAGCUGACCCCCACCCAGGGGGUGCCCAUCAGGCCCACGGGCAUUGUCUCUGAGCUGUCAGGUGUGGCGGCUCUUGGCCCCAAUGAAACUGUGCAUGGACUUCCCGAUGGGCAGCCACGACCCGGAGGCCCCUUUGCUCCAGAGCAGGAUGCUGGCACGAAGAACAAAACUUGCCGGAUUGCUGCCAAGCCUUACGAAGAACAAGUGAACCCUGUCCUCCUGACUCUCAGCCCUCAGACAGGCACACUGGCGCUGUCCGUCCAGCCUAGCAGUGGGGACAGGCGAGUCAAUCCAGGGCCCGAGGAACCCAACAGCAGUCCAAAAGCGGACGGCCCCCAGGGUUCCUGUGGCGCAAAGCUGGCUGGAGACACAAAACCUAAGAACCAAGUGCUGGCCACCUACAUGUCCCAUGAACUGGUCCUGGCCACCCCUCAAAACCUCCGCGCCAUGCCCGAGCUGCCUUUGCUACCUCACGACGGCCGCCCCAAGGAGCUCCUCUUGGACGUGGUCCCCGGCAGCAGGAGGGCCUCCAGCACAGAGCUGCCACCACUGGGAGGCCAGGUGGACCUGGGACGGGUGAAAAUGGAGAAGGUGGAUGGUGACGUUGUCUUCAACUUAACCACCUGCUGCCGGGCUGACGGGCUCCCAGCAGCUGCCCAGCGGGGUCCGUCUGAAGUUCGGAGUAAGCCCGGACAGGCGCGAGUGAAGCAGGAAAGUGUCAACACCUUUGCUUGCAAGACCAAGUGGCAGCCAGAUUCGGUGGUGUCCGAGGGGGGAGCCGAAUCUCUGCCUCCCAAGAAACUGAAGUCUGGGAAAGAGAAGGAUGGCGAGGAGCAGCAGCAGCGGCCGCUGCAGAUCAAGGUGGUUGGCCGGUCUUCCCUGGCAGCCAAGUGCCGGAAGUCACCUAGUGACCCGAAGGAACCCAUCAAGAAAAGCCUCAGGGGGGCUGCGGAGUCAGGAAAAGAGCACAAUGGAGGCAGGGUAAAGCACAAGCACCGGAAGCCAGCCAAGCCAGAGUCCCAGUCUCUGGGAAAGCGAGCUGAUGGCCACGAGGAAGGUUCCUUGGAAAAGAAAGCAAAGAGCAGUUUCCGUGACUUCAUCCCCGUGGUUUUGAGCACCAGGACGCGCAGCCAGUCUGGAAGCGUCUGUAGCUCCUUUGCUGGUGUAGCAGAUGGUGACGUGGGAAACCAGGAAGUCUUCCCCACUGAAGAGGAUGAGUCAGUGACUGCCUCUCCGGCUAAGCGCCGAAAGGUGAGGAAGGCCCAGCGGGAUACCCAGUAUCGCAGUCACCACGCUCAGGACAAGAAUCUCCUGAACCAAGGCCGCAGACACCUGUGGCGAACCCGAGAAAUGCCCUGGAGAACAGAGUCUGCCCGGCAGGUGUGGGACACCAAUGAGGAGGAGGAGGAAGAGGAGGAGGAUGGCCUGGUGAAGAGGAAGAAACGAAGGCGGCAGAAGAGCCGGAAGUAUCAGACUGGGGAGUACCUGACCGAGCAAGAAGAGCAGCGGAAGAAAGGAAGAGCAGAGUCAAAGAUUCGGAAGCCGAAACCUCCCCCACAAAAUUUGACAGAACCUCGCCUCAGGAGCAGAAGCCUUCCUCUGCCCAACAAAACCCAGGGCGUCUUGGAGUCACCCAAUGGUAUUCUCCCCAAUAACCUGGAGGAGCCAGCCUGCCUUGAAAACUCAGAAAAGCCAUCAGGAAAACGGAAGUGCAAGACCAAGCACAUAGUGCCCGUCUCUGAAGAGACAAAGGGCAAAGGGCGCUGGAACCAGCAGAAGCCACGAGCACCUAAACCCGCCACCCAAGCGAAACCCACGGAGCCAGGCGUGCACUCAAGGUCUAGAAGCGCCGGCCCAGAAGAUGUUUCAGAAUCACCGACCGCCCGGCAGAUCCCACCAGAGGCACGGCGACUCAUAGUGAACAAAAAUGCUGGGGAGACGCUCCUGCAGCGGGCAGCUCGUCUCGGCUAUAAGGAUGUCGUCCUCUACUGCCUCCAGAAAGACAGCGCGGAUGUGAAUCACCGCGACAAUGCCGGCUACACGGCCCUGCAUGAGGCCAGCUCCCGGGGCUGGACCGAAAUCCUCAAUAUCCUACUGGAGCAUGGGGCCAACGUGAACUGCAGCGCGCAGGAUGGCACAAGGCCAGUUCACGAUGCGGUCGUCAAUGACAACCUGGAGACUAUGUGGCUCUUGCUGUCCUAUGGGGCUGACCCCACCCUGGCUACCUACUCGGGGCAGACGGCCAUGAAGCUUGCAAGCAGUGAUGCAAUGAAGCGCUUCCUUACGGAUCACCUCUCAGAUCUUCAGGGCCGGGCGGAGGGUGAUCCUGGUGUAUCCUGGGACUUUUAUAGCAGUUCUGUGCUGGAGGAUAAAGAGGGAUUCGCCUGUGACCUCCUUCAAAAUCCUCCUGGGAGCUCGGACCAUGAAGGGGAUAACGGAGAAGACGACGAUUUUAUGUUCGAGCUCUCUGACAAGCCUCUUCUCCCUUGCUACAACCUCCAAGUGUCGGUGUCCCGUGGGCCCUGCAACUGGUUUCUCUUCGCCGACGUCCUGAAGCGGCUGAAGUUAUCCUCGCGGAUCUUCCAGGCUCGCUUCCCGCACUUUGAAAUCACCACCCUGCCCAAGUCGGAGUUCUUCCGCCAGGUGUCGGCCAGUCAGCUGCUGACCCCCGCCGAGUGGCCAGGGGUCCUGGACACCCGCGCCGCCUGCCCGUCGGAGUCCGUGGAGCUGGUGCGCUAUGAGCCUGAGCUCCUGCGCCUCCUGGGCUCCGAGGUGGAGUUCCAGUCUUCCAACAGCUGACGGGACCCAGCCCGCCUGCGGCUUCCGGCUCCACCCAAGCGCCCCCAUUCCCCCCCCCCAACCGAGCACCAGACCGCAGAAUGAGGCAAUAAUCUGGACCAACAAGAAGCCGCCUUAUCAAUGCCAGCAUUAGCUAAUGACUGGAUUUGGGGGAGGGGAGGGAGGGGAGUUUCCAGUUCCUUCUCAUAUCCCCUUUAUCGUUAUUGUUGUGUUGGGUGAUGGGGGUGGAAAGUGGGACUCGACGCCCGAGGACGCGAGUUCCUGGGAGGGGGGGGUGGCGGCGUCAGGGUGUGGAUGUGGCCCAGCCCGGGCCCAGGGCCCCACACUGGCCACAACCUGGCCAGACGAGAGCCAAGAAAAGCCCAAAUCUCCGAGUGCCCCACCCCCUCCCUGUUCCCCUGUGUUCUUCUGUCUUCCAUAGUAUUUAUUUUAUUAGUAUUUAAUUUGUAUUGUUUCAUUGGUUUCUGAGAAGUCUGUAUCACUGUGACAAUUUUGAGACAACCUGUUGUCUGGAGGGGUUCUCGGCCCCUUCCUUCCUUCCUUCCUU